Molecule: messenger RNA, 3714 nt
Organism: Fusarium sp. VM40
Lineage: Eukaryota; Fungi; Ascomycota; Sordariomycetes; Hypocreales; Nectriaceae
Source: the annotation of a GenBank genome assembly
AUGCCGAACUCUGAGAAUUCCGACGGGGGUUGUCUAUCGGCUUUGACCUGUGGACUGUUGAGCAGACGAGAAAAAAGGCCACCAGAUGUUACCCAGUCUUCAAAACAGGCAGACACCAAGGUCGGCAAGCCGACAAACUUGGAAUCGGCGCCACUCCCAAUUUCGUCCACAAAUCCUGUCUCUCAGGAAAUCUCUGACUCAGCACAUGGCGACAGUGAGGCGCUUAUUUUGGUGCCAGAAAAAUCAACAUUGGAAUCUACUCUAGUGAGCGAAAAUGGGUCAGCGCCAAGCAAUGCGGCAUCUGCUCAAACAAAUGCACAAAAAGACGGUACUACGAUAUCGCUGGAAUUGUGGAAAGAGGCGUACGAGAAGGUUGAUGAUAAAACACGCGAAUGGAUUGGACGUGUCCCGGAGAUUGACAAUGUCAAGAUCUUCGCUCAAGACUUGGUCGAAGUUGUUCACAGACAAGAGGAGGAGUACGAGGGUGACCAUUUAGACCUCGAAGUUGGCAAAGGGAAACGCAGAAUUUUGUGGAGGCUUCACGCGGAAAGAGUCGUCUCAUGGCUGACUGCAAUUGGAGACAUUGCAAUUCCCUUUGCUCCAGCGCCCUCUUCAGCUGUCUGGUCGGGUGUCAAGGUACUUCUGAAUACAAACGUGUCUCAGUGCAAAGAACUAGUAGCAAUUCUGGGGUGUACUGAUAUACUUCUUAACCUUAUCAGACGUGGUCGAGUAUAUGAGAAAGUAUAUAUGUGCGAGCCUUCCCUCACUGAUCUCCAAAGGUUGUUGAGAGAGAAGCUUGUCAGUAUGUAUAAAGAUUGUUUAGAAUUCCUGACCCAUAUGCAUGAGAGAUUCAACAAGAACCUAGCCAAACAGUUCCUUGAUGCUCUCAUUGAUCCUGAAGAGAGCACGGGAAAGGUUGCCGAAAUGCGGAAUUGGGAGUCACGGCUAUCCAUCGUGGCUGAGGCUUGCGGGACUGAAAGUAUUCAAUCCAGCAGCGCGGAGCAAAAGAAAUUGCUUCAGAGCCUCCAGGAGCCACUUGGACGGAUUGACGACAGAGUGGCAGGGGUUCUUGAGAAACUGGAGGCCCGUGAGGCAAAUGAAGCAUUGGACUUUAUCAGCACAAUUCCAGUUGGCCGCCAUCAGACCGAGAAGCGUGACUCCAGGACAGAGAACACGUGUGAAUGGUUGAUAGCGCACCCCAAAUUCCGCCGAUGGGAGGAUGCGAGUUAUUCAUCUUUGCUUUGGCUACAAGGCAACAUCGGUACUGGCAAAUCUGAUGAGCCGGAGAAGUGGUCCAACAACCACGACGAUGCCUUUGCCUACUUCUAUUGCAGCCGCUCCGACCUGGCAAGACAGAACAUCAGUUCCAUUCUCGCAAGCUAUGUCCGUCAGCUAAGCGAGAUGCCACGCCACCCUGGAAAUAUUCACGUGUCUUCCUACAAAUUGGUCAAGAACAAGGGGAGCGUUCAGAAAACCACAGAGGUCCAGCUUUACAAAAGAGUCCUGGUUGAAAUGAUCAACAGCUACCCUCGAACUACCUUGGUACUCGAUGCCCUGGACGAGUGCGAAUUCGACACAAGGAGAGAGCUUGCAAUUUUCCUUAAGCAGCUUGUCGCCGAGAGCAAACACCUGCUUAAGGUAUUUAUCGCUAGCCGCCCACAGAACGAAAUUAAGCAUCACCUCAUUGCAUCCCAAGGUCCUCAAAUGUUGGUUGAAAUCAACACUACGGAUAAUCAGGGCGACAUCGAGAAGUAUGUGAAUAUUGAAUGGGAAAGGUUUGUCAAAAGCCCGCCUUUUGAUAUUGGAGACAGCCUCGAAAAGCUUGUCAAGGACACGCUGAGUAAAAAGAGCGCUGGAAUGUUCAGAUGGACAUACCUCCAGUGGGAACAAAUCAAAGCGUGUAGAAGUAACGCUGCUAUACUUGAGAGACUUGAAUUUCUACCUAAAACCCUCUCUGAUGCUUAUGAUGAGAUUUACAAUACUCUUCAGGGAUCCGAGCGCUUGAUGUUACAGAGGGCUGUGAGAUGGGUCAUGUGCGCACGAAAGCCGUUGGAUAGCUGCACGCUGCUUUCUGCCAUCAGAGUAGAGAGUGAGAGUGUGGAUGGCAACAGUCCACUCAACAAGUCAGAUCUCGUUGAGAAAACCUUGGAGUCCGUCUGCCGACACUUGGUUGUCAAGGAUUCUCGGCUAGGAAUCUGGAAGUUUCCACACGCAUCGGUUCUCGAAUACUUUGAAAGUGAAAGACAAGACGAGCCGUGGUUCAAAGACGCAGAGGUUGAAGUUGCUAUUUGCCUGAUCGGAUGUGUUAAAGACAGCUGUUCAUACCUCCCCUCACUUUUGCCGUCAUCCCUUGUCAAGGAUCGCGUUGGAUCAUCAGACAUAGAGGAGUGGUUCCGAUCAGGCACAGCAGACUUUGAUAAAGCUUCAGACCCUCGACAUCCGCUCCAAUUUUACGCCCAACUAAACUGGUUGGAUCAUAUCUAUGACAUCAAGGCUGGAAAUCCCAAUAUUGAAGAAAUAGCCCAAGCCCUGAAGCGAUUCCUGGGUAACAGUCCCAAUGAAUUCUCGAUGGAAUUUAACAUCUUCUGCGAAUACGUUGUGAAAGUCCGGGCGAAAUAUCACAACAUAGAACGUUGGAUGAAAGUAAUACGUCAUCCAGCUGUUGCACUUAUUGGACUAGGUCUUCAUAAAGUGCUUCACGGAUGGUGGGACAGAGAUCUCGACCUCUCCUCAAAGGAGCGACCAAACGGGUCAGACCUCUUGACAGUUGCCACAGAUUUUGAUCAGGAAGACCUCUGCGAAUACCUCAUUGAACAGGGAUGCAACCUCAACGGAGCUACUGACCGGAUGGAACACAGUGCAAUCGGCAAUGCUAUUCAUUCCAACAAGAUUGGGCUUUUAAAGCUUUUUCUAGACAAUGGCGCAAACCCCGAUCGUGUUAUUGAAGGCCAGAGCCUACUUUGCCUGGCACUCGUGACCAGCACUGCAGCUUUCGAGCUUCUCUCAGAGAGAUGUCAGAAUGUCAACAUCAGAUGUAACACUGACUUCCAAGGUGGGAUCGACUGCAGGUUUGGGUGUGCAUUAUCGAGAGCUGCUUAUUAUGGCAACAUCAAGGCAUUAAACAUUCUUCUUGAUAAGCAUGCAUAUGUCAACCCUGAAGAUCUCCAGGAUGCAUAUGGAAGCCCUUUGAUUGCUGCUAUCGAUGGCAGGGAGCUUGACUGCGUCCGUUUUCUCAUAAGCCGCGGGGCCAAAGUCAAUGCUGAACUGAGAACUGGAGAAUUUGGCACCCCAUUGGCUGCUGCGGCAUCGAUGGGAGAACUCGACAUUGCUCGGGUUCUUGUUGAUAAUGGCGCUAAGGUCAACGGCUAUAUCCCGUUUGGAAGAUAUGCGAAUGUUUUGGCGGCUGCUAUUCUUGGGCCUGGCCCUAGUCUCCAGAUGGUUAAGUUUCUUGUUGAGGAACAUCAAUUUGACUUGAAAGCAUUACCUUUCAUGCAACCCAGGAAUGAACAAAAACGAGAUGAGAGACGACUACGGGGGGAUCAAGUUGAAAUCGUGCGAUAUUUUGUACGGGAGCACGGUAUGGAUGCUGAGUCUUUAAUUAGUAUUGGUAUUCCGCCUGUGGUGAUGAGACUUGAUACAAUGGAAAGCGAACAAGAAACGGAGGUAUGGACCCUAUCAGAUUACGAGAGAUCACCCAGCCCUUUUUCAAACUAA